This is a messenger RNA of Thrips palmi, 817 nucleotides long. RefSeq lists its product as uncharacterized. The record is from RefSeq and is a predicted model, not a curated record. Bases 109 to 663 code for a protein of 184 amino acids. The transcript is spliced from 3 exons. NCBI's taxonomy places the organism in Eukaryota, Metazoa, Arthropoda, Insecta, Thysanoptera, Thripidae.
AACAACAACAACAACAGGCGGGCAGAGUUUAAAAGUGUCAACGAACGAAAUAGCCGUUGGCUGACGUUCCGAGUAUUUCUGUUCACACCUUUCCGUGUGCUUUCUUGAAUGAUGGCUGCAGGAGAAGGAAAGCAAGCUCAACUGUUGAGGCUCGUACUGCGUAAAGCAUUCGAAGACGUGAUGGAGAGUAUCUCUUUUGCUGAGUUAAUUGGUGAAAAACCGGGUAUGAAGAAGAAGAAAGUCGACAGAUUUAACUCAACGUGCAAGACCGAACUUGGCCAAGAAUUUCAAGGCAUUGUCGAGUCACUUUUCCGGGACGAAGGCAUGGAUCAGUUACUCAAGAGUCGUCAAGAACUGAUUGAAGAACAGAAGGACAUGGAAGGCUGCACUGCAUGGAGACCCUCAGGCUCUGUGGUAGAUGAUAUGCUGUCAUUUAAUAUGAACGUCAUUACAGCAAAGAGAAAGCAAGCAACAGUCAUGUGUGAGAAAGCGGAACGGGAAGUAGAAACUUUAUUUAGUCAAGUGCAAGAGGCUCGUGCCAAAGCAAUUCACCAUCAAAAGCAGUUAAGUGCAGCUGAAGAUCAAUCAAAAAAUUUGAUUGAAUUUAUAAAUACUCAAGAAGAGGCUCACUUACGUACUGCGUGCUCUCUUAUUAUUUACUAAGGAUUGCAUAAAGUCAAGGAAAUCAAGAGCCAACUGAUUGUUUGUGAACUGCCCAGUAUUCUUCUCCAAGUGGGAUGAAAUGUUAUAAUAUCCUCACUAUAUCUUUAUUAUCAUUUUUUAUUUUUCCUUUUUUCAUUAAAACCUGCCAAAGCAA